UGCUGAGAAUGGAGCAGGUUGUGCUUCCUCUGUGUUUUUGGAACAGCGUUAUCAGUGAUAGGAGCCCUGGUUGUGUUUAAAAACACUGAAGGUCUGACAGAGGUGAGAAACAAGACACCAAGAACAGAGCCAUGGCCUCAAGUCUGUCCCUCCUUCUUCUGGUGCUGUGUGCUCUGUCUGUGGCUCAGUCCCAGCUCAAGGUGUUUAACUUGCAUGCCAGCGGUCUUCCCUCGGACAUUUUGGGGAUCAGUGACGGUUAUGUCAAGGUGUUUUGUGGCUCGGCCACUCUGGGCACAACGGCAGUCCGUAAGGACAAUGCUAACCCUUGGUGGGAGGAGGAGUUCUCCUACUUCAAGGCCCAGGAGCAUGACGUGUUGAGGCUUGAGGUUUAUGACCAUGAUUUGGUCUUUGAUGACCAGCUGGGCGUGUGCCAGAGACAGAUCCGACCUGGAACCCAUCAGCACGACUGCUUCCUGAAGAAUGGUGGCACCCUCCAUUACGUCUACACCCUCGGCCCAAACACUCAAUAAGCAUUACGGAUAGUUUUCUUUUACAAGUUACCGGCUUUUCUGCAGGAGACCAGCAGGGUUACACUAAGAUGUGGCUGUCUGACUGCAUUGCUGUUUCCAAUGUUGUAAAAAGGAAAUAAAGUAAAUUUCAACAAUCAAA
Phyllopteryx taeniolatus (common seadragon) is the source of this 669-nucleotide messenger RNA. Its product is annotated as perforin-1-like. The record is from RefSeq and is a predicted model, not a curated record. The transcript is spliced from 2 exons. NCBI's taxonomy places the organism in Eukaryota, Metazoa, Chordata, Actinopteri, Syngnathiformes, Syngnathidae. The coding region runs from base 132 to 530 and encodes 132 amino acids.